Molecule: messenger RNA, 554 nt
Organism: Solenopsis invicta (red fire ant)
Lineage: Eukaryota; Metazoa; Arthropoda; Insecta; Hymenoptera; Formicidae
Product: transcription initiation factor TFIID subunit 3-like
Exons: 3
Coding region: 99-554 (151 amino acids)
Source: RefSeq, a predicted model, not a curated record
AAGAAAUACGUGUCAAAUAUUUUUCAUAGUUCUACAAAUUUGCAAAGUUUCAUUCAAAUCGGUGAGUCACACCUCCGUAGGUUUACUUGUCAGUGAAAAUGUCAGGACUGAAAAGGACAUAUAAAAAUAUCAAAGAUCAAAAUAAUAAGAGUGGUAACUCGCAAACAUCAAGGUCAUUUUUUUCGACGAUGGAAUCUCUGCUCGGAGAUAAGGCUUCCAUAAAAGCACCUGCAAUUGCAACCAGUGACGGUCCAGAGCCGCCGACAGAAAGCUUGUCGUCUCCAACUCCAUUGUCAUCAAAACGAGCAUCAUCACUUGAAUUUGACACGAGAAAACUUAUGAAGAAAAAGCGAGUUGAAGAUAUAGAAAAUUUUAUAAAAGACACGAAAGAAGAAAGAAAAAAACGAGAAAAGGAAAACAGAGAGCGAGAGAUCAAUCGAGAAAGAAGAUACAAUGAAAAAAAGGAAAAAAGCAAAAAAAGACAUGACGACAACAUGAAAAUACAAAAAUCUUUGAUUGCAAUAUUGCAAAAAAUGGUUGACAAGAAAUCAUAG